Molecule: messenger RNA, 399 nt
Organism: Caenorhabditis briggsae
Lineage: Eukaryota; Metazoa; Nematoda; Chromadorea; Rhabditida; Rhabditidae
Exons: 4
Coding region: 1-399 (132 amino acids)
Source: RefSeq, a predicted model, not a curated record
AUGUCAUCCAACCGUGCUGCGAAGACAACUCCAACUUUCAAUCCGGAAAAACCGAAAACUCCAACUUACUAUGUCGACGCCCUCAUAAGAGUGGUUCAGCGCAUGGCUCCACGCGCUUCGCCUAGCCAAUGGAAUCGCCUUGGCAUCACUGCAAGAAACAUCGAGCUGAGCCACGAGCACUUCCUCGAGAAAGUUGGCGGAUCUUCAACUUCGACAACAGAAAGUGUUGUUCCAAUCGAUAGAGAGACAAUCAGAGGUUUGGAAUUGCGCUGCUUUAAGAUUCAGGACGACAUCGAAUCUCUCCAAAGACAACUCAAUGCCAAAAAGCGGGAGUUAAACGAGAUGAUCGAGGAGCUGGCAUUCCGUGAAGAUGACGUCCAGGGUCCGUCGUCGAGAUGA